CCGGGGCGGCGGGCGGCGUGUCCAACAGCAGCGGUGACGCCUUGGUGACUCGCCUGUCCACGCUGCUCCGCGACCUGCCCACCCUGAAGGCGGCCGUGAUCGUGGCGUGCGCCUUCAGCGCGCUGCUCAUCGCCUGCCUGCUGCUGCGCGUCUUCAGGUCAGGGAAGAGGUUAAAGAAGACCCGCAAGUAUGACAUUAUCACCACUCCCGCCGAGCGCGUGGAAAUGGCCCCGCUAAAUGAAGAGGAUGAUGAGGAUGAGGACUCCACAGUGUUUGACAUCAAGUACAGGUGAAACCUGUUCUCCAGUGUGUGGGUAUCCUGCCCGGUGAAGGAUCUGGGAGCCGCCUCUCCUCCAAAGCAUGGAAACCAAAACAAACAGUUUGUGACGCUCUGGCUCCACUGUGUGUGUCCAACGUCUGCUCUUAACUUCACCAUAAGCUUGGUUCCAAGUCAGCACUGGAGAGUUGGCUCUGCUGCCCUUUGGGCGUCCUUUUCAAAUGUCACCCCUUCCUCCCCCUCCUCUGGGAGGUUUUUUGCCUUACCAAGAGGAUAAGGGUAGAAACAUGUUGAUUAAAAAAACAAAAGUUUUUAAAGCAACUGCUGACGAUAGUAGAACUAUGGUUAGGCGGACUCACAGUCUACAAGGAGCCCGCAGGCCUGCGGCCGUGCGCGUAGAACCCCCUGGAGCCGUGCAAGGAGGUCGCACCCUGCGGCCACCUUUUCACCAGUUCUGGCCUUGCCUGGUGACAGCUGUGUGAGAUUUUACAGCGGAAGUGUGGCUCCUCCAGAAGCCUGCAAGUUAUGGCUUCUUUCUUUCUUUCUUUCUUUCUUUCUUUCUCUUUUCUUCUUUCUUCCUUCUUUAAAGGGUUCGGCAGAAACAGGCAUGGCUAGUUCACAAAGAAUUCCAAAGUUCAAAUAUCAGGGAGAAAAAGGUACGUGUGUGUGUGUGUGUGUGUGUGUGUGUGUGUGUGGGGCACAAGUGUGUAUGUGUGUGCGUGAGUGUGCGUUCAUAGGGAAUCAGUUCCUUCUCUCAGUGGAGUCGACUGCAUUAGACAGCUUGGGAUAGCAACAUGUUUUCUUCUUUGUGCUUUAUAAAAAAUGUUUCUCUGCCCUGUCAACAGUUCUAUGUUGUUCGUCUUAAAAAUAUAAUUAAAGAAAUAACCGUGGUAAUUUCAA
Messenger RNA from Chinchilla lanigera (long-tailed chinchilla), 1177 nucleotides. RefSeq names its product family with sequence similarity 174, member B (gene Fam174b). Lineage: Eukaryota; Metazoa; Chordata; Mammalia; Rodentia; Chinchillidae. The record is from RefSeq and is a predicted model, not a curated record.